This is a messenger RNA of Amoebophrya sp. A25, 4632 nucleotides long. The record is from the annotation of a GenBank genome assembly. Lineage: Eukaryota; Dinophyceae; Syndiniales; Amoebophryaceae.
CGUCAACACGAGUCUUGCACAAUGGCACUAUUGAAAUCGACUUUCUCUCGUCCACAACGGGUGGAGUCGUACACAGUGAGGUUUUGCUGAAGGACACACUCAUUGCAAGGACGCUGACACAAGAAGGAUGGGUGGUUGGAGGAGUCGGGUCGCGCGGGUCUGUGGACUACUACACGAAGAAGGAAAUUUCCAUCCUCACAGCUGCAGGGAAGGAAGUAGCGCUUGAUGAAGGCCAAUUUUUCGCGGUUCUCGCUGCGCCAGAAGAUGAACAUCAUGAUGAAGAUGGAAUUGAAAACCAACAAAUGUCCUCGAGCCUUGGCCUUUUUUCUGGCAGCAUCUUUCUCGUGGGAGAUCCGCUUGUGGCAGCGGUGUUUUUCAAAACGGAUGGUGGCGGGUCAUUCGUCAGGGAAAGUGGAAUGAGAAGCAUCAGCAGCUCAGCGUAUUCUAGCACUAAAAACAGCGUCAGCGAUUUUUUCUUCUUCGAGAAUAACAACAUCCCGCCCCUUCCGACGAUAGCAGAUCUGAAAGAGAAGACAGGUCAAGAAGAGAUACGAGAAAUCGUUGAGCAGAUGCGUAUAGAUGGGAGGCGAGAGGUAGUCGUACAACAACGAUCUGACGGAGCCAUGGUUUCCAUUUCCCUUCCUGCUGCUGGUGUUGCUGAACAUGAUGUGGAUGAAAUCGACGAGGACCGACUUGUUGUAAACAGCGCAACGAAUCGCACGAUAAGACCUAGCGAGCUCUACGACGAAAGAGGUAGUUCUACUAUCAGGAGGAGCACAAGAACAAGUAGUAGUACAAUCCGGCUUCCUAGACCCACCAGUGGCUCAACUGACUCAGACUCUGUUCCAGCACUACCUACAAUUCUUCCAGUCUGGCCAGAACGUGUCUGGACUACAGUAGAUGCGCAUGCGAGACAAAAAUGCUUAACGGUGUCUCCUCUCGGCGUUAUUUCUACCGUCUUACGUGGAGAAAUCGUCAUAACGACUAGAAGCACAAGUACCACAGUUCAAUUUGUUUCUGCAGAUACAGGAAUCGUGACACCGCUCAGAGGAGAGAAAAAUCUUAUCGUGCAGCAGCCUGACGGUUCCAUUGUCGUAGUGACGCCGCACGGAGUAACUACGCCGGUUGACGUCGGCGACACGAUUCUUCGUCGUGCAGAUUCUUCCGUCAUGCUUCCAACGACAAGACGUGCUCCACGACAGAGACAGACACAGAGUGAUCUGCGACAGAUCGCAGACGCAAUAGUACGUUCCAGCAGCUCCUUUUCUAUGUCUGCGACAAAUCCUGCUUUCAUGUUGACUGAUGGAAUUGGAAGUCCAAAUGAAUCGAUUCAACCAAAUGAUUAUGCUGUUCCCGUAGUAGACGCAGAGCUGCAUCACAUUGUUGAAGACGCAAGAGCGGAAAGGACUACAAUCGCCGCAGGGGGCGAUGAUGAGGAGAGAUCAGAAGUAGCAGCGUCAGUGAACAAAAGAGCAAGUGCGGCUACUCGGCCCUCCCGUCGCGUUUCGACCUUGCGAGGCUCUACGACAUCAAAAACUUCAGAUAAAGAUAACAACGGAGGUGCAAUGAACAUGAAGAGACCAACAACAUCCACCUCGUCUACCUCUCAACAACAUCCUGGCGACAUUGCAGAUGCUUGCCUACAAGAGCCAGGCAGCCGCGUCCUUGUCAGACACUCUGAUGGUCGAGCUUCUCUUGUCAGCAAGUCGCGAACGAGCAGCCUUGUUGAACAUUACUACACGAUAGCGAGUGCUGUGUCUAGAAAACGGCCACCGCGAUUGUCCCAAAUCAGUCUUACAACUGAAAAUGAGGACGAUGGGGGAUCAACAUUGUUGGUGGAGGAAAUGGGCGAGGAAGAAGGACCCACUCCUGAAGGACCCACUGAAGAGCAAGACCCUCCAUCAGUUGACGAACCAGUUCCGGAUGAACCGGAUGAAGAGGAACGGGAGAGUUCACGGCAGAGUUCCGGAGUUGUCUCACUGCGGAUGCCAAGUUCAAUGAUGGACCAGGAAGACAAAGUCAAACAAGAUGGCACUAGUACAACCGAAAUCCUCCAAGGAACAGCUGAAGUAGAAGCUCCUGCUGCUACAACUUCUGAGCCAGCUUCUGGUUCUGCGAAAGCGCAAACUGGUGAACAUGAACAAGAGGGGUUUCUAGCAUCCCCUGAUGCUCGUGGGCACCGAAGUGAGUUGCUUCGUCGUCGACGGGCGGCUAGAGGAGCGCGAGGUGUCUCGCCUUCGGGUUUCACCGCCACUAGUGCUUCGGCGCCCCAUUAUCAUACCGUGCCAGGAGACGCAAAGACUAGCACAUCGCAAAAACGAGCCGGUAGUGAUCCUAGUGUUGAACCUGCAGUAGCUGUUGGAGAUGCGGGGGGUAAAAUGAGCGUAACGUCGUCAACAAAACUGUUUCAGAAAAACUUUGGUCCUGCUGAUGGAGAAGAGAGGACACGUCGCACCACAGAGCAAGUACAGGAAGUAAAAGUAAGCUUUGCCGAAAACGUUCGCCAUGUCGUCGACGAUGAUGGUCUUGAUGAAUUGAAGCCACCAACGCCUCCUUUGGUGCAAGACGAGGAAGUAGCUCCCACAAGCGAACAAGUGGAAGAGGGGGAUCAAGACGUAGAUCCUGAGCACCAAGAGUACCUAGACCACAUAGAAGAGCAACUCAUCGAUGACUUAUUGCCCGAUGCCGUUGAGGAGGCAGUACAUGUACAUGGACGCUCUUCAAAAGAGAAAAAGGAACUGCAAAAGGUGUUACGCAAGUACUCCUCGACCGGUGCCGAGAUGAUGAAGGAGAUAGCACUAUCACACGAGGCCUCUCGUAGAUCCUCACAGCCAGAAACUCUCGAUUCAGGCCACGGCUUCAACAACACCGCCAGGCACAGUAGUAACGAUGCCGGUCGCCAGUUUCUGUUGAUGAAGCAGAAACUCAAGGAGCGGGAAGUUAAGCGCGAACAGAGGGAACAACAGCAAGAAGCUAAGUACAUCGAUCACAAAGGCGAUGAUCACGGAGUUGAUAUCGAAUUUUCGAAGUUGCGGUCGAUACGAAUGUGGUCGACCCUCACUUCUCCACCGAGUCCAAAGCGCUUAGCUGAGGCCGAAACACCUCAUGAUACCAGUGGCAAAAUGAUCUUUCGCGGAUCCUCGAUCUCGGAUGGCGGUAUUCAACUUCCUCCGGGUCCGGGUGCAGAGGCUCUCCUGGGUGAUUUUCAAGGUGAUGAAAAUGAGAAAGAGGGAGCUCAAACUGCUAAAAAAGAAAAUGAAGACGAGGGCCUAGACGAAGACGAAUUGAGAAAAACAGCCGUUGUAAACAUUCGAAAAAGUGAGUACUUCAUGUUUCUGCGUGCGUCGACAGAUUCUAGAUGGUCCGGUGCAUCUGGGUCUGGUUCUGGAAUAAGUGAUAACAUGGAAAAGGCUGAAGAGAGUGUAAGUUGCAGUCGCUCAGUUCGAAGAUCUGCAGUUGAACGGCAUCGAUCAGCACGCACCAGACUGGUUGGCCAUCUUCUUCAGGGCUACAAAAACUCUGGACGUUUUACUGCAAAGAGUUCUAGAAAUAGUAGCACCAGUACUAGAAAUAGUAGCACCUCGACCGUUGAAGAACAAACGGCCAUGAACAAAGAGAGGACCACAACAGGGGCGCAAAAUGAAACGGAAACCAGUAGUGACGUUUUCCUUGAAGCAGAAGUAGUAUCAACAGGAGAGGCUGAGGCACAGCAUUCAUCAGAUACACAAGUAGAAGCUCACAGCAAUUACAUCGUAGAAACUGUGGAGGAAGAGCAAAUCUGUCUCAGAAAACGAUCAUUCGCGUCUACUGCUACUCGCGGUCGGCGCACGACCACACAGUCUGCUCGAUCUUCAUCACGUGGUGCAACUGCCACAGUUGUGCCUGAGUAUGUGGCAGUGAAUAGAACUACUGGCAAAGUGAGCGAGAUUCCGAAGGGGAAGAUCGUUAUUUCUCCGAGACCGAAUGAUGAAGACCCUGAACGAGAGUCAGGAGCAGUAGUUGGAGACGAUAAAAAUAAACUUCCUGCGCCGCACCGAAAACCUAACGAGCCACUGUUCAUUCUCACCGUCGACGAGGAUGGCACCGAAGAUGUCGCGCCUUUAGUGGAAGACACGGUUUUGCGCGACAUGGAUACUGGCGAUGCAAUGUUUAUCUUUGCAGAGACUGGCCAGACCGUACCUGCAAGAGACAGCGAUGUCUUCUAUCGAAAAUCCAAACGCAAAACAAGUGCACAAAUUCUGGACGGCAUUGAUAAGGGCAUGCAGUUGGAGGAAAUUGUUGCUGCUCCAUCCAGUACCAGUUCUGGUGGUAAUACUAGGACUAGUGGUCGUCGCGCGUCCUCUAGUUCUACAGCACGGAGGGCGAAGUCUACUUCAACCGUCCUCGGCGGAGUACACGCCGGGGGAUCAAUCAUCUUGGCGGGUGUGUCUGGCCAAGAACAUGCAGCGGCCGCCGUUGCUGCAAGAAACUCCGCGCCCGCGAGUGUCGUUGCGAGAAGCUCCGAACCUAACACCAGUUUCACUCUACAAAGCUCCGCAGCCGCACCUAGUAGCACCGUUUUUGCUAGUACAGGAACAAGCUCUGCACCUACCACCGUUCCUUUCGCGCAAAGUUCUGAACCUACCACCGUUC